CCCGAGCGGUGCUUGUCCGGAGAUGGCGGCGGUCGCUGUAAGCAGCGCCAAGCGGAGCCUGCGGGCGGAGCUGAAGCAGCGUUUGCGGGCCUUGAGCGCGGAGGAACGGCUGCGUCAGUCUCACCUCCUCACUCAGAAGAGAUGAAGACCAUAGAGAGAUGUUGCCCCUUAACGGAUCAAGGAAGAUCUAGCAGAGGAAGCAGCUUGGAGGACAGGGGAGAGCAGAAAAGGAAUGGACAAAAAAGGGAGUAAAGGGCCAACUUCUGAGUCUGGGUGAUUGCCCACAGUCAGUAUCAAAAUUCCAAAAGAAUUUCCAUCUUUCUGAGUAUGCAAGAUGAAAUUGAGACAGAAGAGAUCAUCAAGGACAUUUUCAAACAAGGCAAAAUCUGCUUCAUCCCUCGGUACCAUUUCCAGAGCAAUCACAUGGACAUGGUGAGAUUAAAAUCACCUGAAGAAAUCUCUUUACUUCCCAAGACAUCCUGGAAUAUUCACCAGCCUGCUGAGGAAGAUGUUCGGGAGGAGGCCUUAUCCACGGGUGGACUUGACCUCAUCAUCUUUCCAGGCCUCGGGUUUGAUAAAGAGGGCAACCGGCUGGGGCGGGGCAAGGGCUAUUAUGACAACUACCUGAAGCGCUGUGUGCAGCAUCAGGAAGUGCGGCCCUACACCUUGGCUUUGGCUUUCAAAGAGCAGAUCUGUCCCCGGGUCCCAGUGGACGAGCACGACAUGAAGGUAGAUGAAGUCCUUUACGAAGACUCCCCAACAUCUCAAGCCAUAAGAUGACAGCGACACUCAGUGCUUUGUACCACUGUGAAGAAAAUAUGUGUAUUUUCCUCUUGUCAAAAAUGAGUCAAAAUGGUACAUUAAAGUGACUAUGGACUGUG
Molecule: messenger RNA, 881 nt
Organism: Meriones unguiculatus (Mongolian gerbil)
Lineage: Eukaryota; Metazoa; Chordata; Mammalia; Rodentia; Muridae
Gene: Mthfs
Product: methenyltetrahydrofolate synthetase
Exons: 5
Coding region: 328-780 (150 amino acids)
Biological process (GO): folic acid-containing compound biosynthetic process; tetrahydrofolate interconversion
Cellular component (GO): mitochondrion
Molecular function (GO): 5-formyltetrahydrofolate cyclo-ligase activity
Source: RefSeq, a predicted model, not a curated record